Messenger RNA from Ramularia collo-cygni, 2151 nucleotides. RefSeq names its product probable metallopeptidase MepB. Gene Ontology annotation, cellular component: mitochondrial intermembrane space. Lineage: Eukaryota; Fungi; Ascomycota; Dothideomycetes; Mycosphaerellales; Mycosphaerellaceae. The coding region runs from base 1 to 2151 and encodes 716 amino acids. The record is from RefSeq and is a predicted model, not a curated record. Gene Ontology annotation, biological process: proteolysis; peptide metabolic process. The transcript is spliced from 2 exons. Gene Ontology annotation, molecular function: metalloendopeptidase activity.
AUGGGUUCCACCUUCAAGAACCCGCCACAGGCCCCGCCGCUCUUCACCCAUACACCAGAGACCAUUGUCGGAAACACCAAGAAACUGCUCGCCGCUACGAAGGCUCUACAAGACAAGAUCGUGAAGGAGGUCACACCCGAAACGGCCAACUUCAAGAAUGUUGGACUGCCAUUCGCACAGGAUGACAACAGAAUGGCACUAGAAACCCACAUCAUUGGCUUCUACCAGGCCGUGUCAACAGAUUCCAAGAGGCGUGAUGCCUCUACAGAGGCUGAAAAGCUCAUGGACGACUUCUCAAUUGAGUCGGCCAUGCGCGAGGACAUCUUUCAGCUGGUGGAUGCUGCCUUCAAGAAGCAAAAGGAUGACCCCUCACUUGAUGMUGAGAGCCGGAGGUUGAUCGAAAAGGACCACAAGGGAUACAUUCGCAUGGGUUUGGGCAUCCCAGCUGGCCCGAAGCGGGAUCGCUUCAAGGCUAUCAAGAAGCGUCUGUCAGAGUUGAGCAUUACUUUCUCCAAGAACCUCAACGAGGAGAAUGGUGGGAUUUGGCUGACUCCCGAGGAGCUGAAUGGCGUUCCGGAGGAUGUGGUUAGUGGUCUGCAGAAGGGCAAGGAGGGCACGCCGUCCGAGGGCAAGGUCUGGCUAACAUUCAAAUACCCCGAUCUCUUCCCUGUAUUGAAGUAUGGCACGAAUGAGGAGGUCAGACAGAAGCUCUUCAUCGCAAACGAGAACAAGUGUCCCGACAAUGUGGCAUUGUUCAAGGAGACCAUCGUGCUUCGCGACGAAGGCGCUCGUCUGCUCGGCUACCCAAAUCACGCUACCUUCAGAAUCGAAGACAAGAUGGCCAAGACUCCCAAGACUGUGGAUGACUUCCUCGGCGACCUCAAGAAUCGCCUCGCUCCCGGUGGUGUCAAGGAGAUUGAGAAGCUCAAGGAACUCAAAAAGGCAGAGGGCGGAAACCCCGAGCACUACUUCCUCUGGGAUCACCGCUUCUAUGAUACUUUGAUGUUGCAGAAGGACUUCCAACUCGACCAGAACGCCAUUUCAGAGUAUUUCCCGCUGCAGACCUCCAUCAGCGGUAUGCUCAACAUCUUCGAGCAGCUAUUUGGCCUCCACUUUGUUGAGGUCGAGGGCAAGCAUCGUGACCAGAUCUCGGAGACGGGCAAGGGAGAUGACAUUGUCUGGCAUCCAGAAGUUCAGGUGUUCGCAGUGUGGGAUUCUGAAGCUGACGGUGGCGAGUUUGUUGGUUACCUCUACCUCGAUCUCUUCCCACGUGAGGGCAAGUACGGACAUGCCGCCAACUUCAACAUCCAACCCGGUUUCAUCCAGGAGAAUGGCACGAGACGCUACCCAGCGACGGCGCUAGUCUGCAACUUCAGCAAGCCGACACCCAAGAAGCCAUCCCUCCWCAAGCAUGAUGAAGUCGUCACUCUUUUCCACGAGUUGGGCCACGGUAUUCACGAUCUCGUCUCCAAGACCACUUACUCCCGCUUUCACGGAACUYCGACAGUCCGCGACUUCGUCGAAGCACCAUCUCAAAUGUUGGAGAACUGGUGCUGGACUCCCUCCCAGAUCAAAUCUCUCAGCAAACACUGGUCUUACCUCUCACCAGAAUACACAGAGGCCUGGAAAGCUGCGAACAAGGAUGGCGCCCCUCAGCCAGCAUCCACAAUGCCAGACAGCUUAAUCGAGUCCAUCGUCAGCACCCGUCACGUCAACGACGCGCUCUUCAACCUCCGCCAGCUACACUUCGGCAUGUUCGACAUGGCAAUUCAUGAGCCUGCAUCACACGCUGAUAUCGAGGCACUUGACGCGAGUGAGACGUACAACAAGCUCCGCAAGGACAUCAGCAAGAUCGAUGGUCCGGAGACUCUUGGAAAGGGUUUCAACUGGGGAAGCGGUCAAUCUACCUUUGGUCACUUGAUGGGUGGUUACGAUGCUGGAUACUACGGAUACUUGUCUAGCCAGGUCUACUCCGCAGACAUGUUCCACACAGUCUUCAAGGCGGAUCCCAUGAAUGGCAAGGAAGGCAGACGAUACAGACAUACCGUCUUGGAGCGCGGAGGUUCUCAGGACGAGAUGCAGACACUCGAGGACUUCUUGGGUAGAAAGCCGAGUACGGAGGCUUUCUACAAGGAGCUUGGUGUGGCUUAG